This is a messenger RNA of Chilo suppressalis (striped riceborer), 1437 nucleotides long. The record is from the annotation of a GenBank genome assembly. Lineage: Eukaryota; Metazoa; Arthropoda; Insecta; Lepidoptera; Crambidae.
AACGUCAAACUGAGAAAAGUGGCUAUACCGCACCCAGAAAUUAUCAAUAACUUUAUUUUAUUUUCGUUUAAUAUUGUAUUAAAUACCGAAUACAGUGAAUAUAAGAAUGGGCGAUCAUCUCCCCGCUUGUGUUAUUGAUGUUGGGACCGGCUACACGAAGCUGGGAUUCGCCGGCAAUAAGGAACCACAGUUUAUCAUUCCUUCAGCCAUAGCGAUAAAAGAAACAGCAAAAGUCGGGGAUCAAAGCACACGGCGGAUGACUAAAGCUGUAGAAGACUUGGAUUUCUUUAUUGGGGACGAAGCGUUUGAUGCGACUGGAUAUUCUGUGAAGUAUCCUGUGCGCCAUGGUCUCGUCGAAGAUUGGGACCUAAUGGAAAGGUAUAUAGAGCAAUGCGUAUUCAAAUAUCUUCGAGCAGAGCCCGAGGAUCACCACUUUUUACUUACCGAACCUCCAUUGAACACUCCCGAGAAUAGGGAAUACUUAGCAGAGAUAAUGUUUGAAUCUUUUAAUGUACCGGGCUUGUAUAUCGCUGUUCAAGCCGUGCUUGCACUUGCUGCGUCUUGGAAGUCGCGUACAUCGGUCAAACGCACCUUUACAGGCAUCGUUGUGGAUAGUGGCGAUGGUGUAACCCAUAUUGUUCCAGUAGCAGAAGGUUAUGUCAUUGGGUCUUGCAUAAAGCAUAUACCUAUUGCAGGUAGAAAUAUAACCUCUUUUAUUCAAUCCCUUCUCCGUGAACGUGAAGUUGGAAUCCCACCUGAACAAAGCUUAGAAACUGCAAAAGCGAUCAAGGAGAGAUAUAGUUACAUUUGCCCAGACAUUGCAAAAGAAUUUGCAAAAUAUGAUACAGAUCCAGCGAAGUGGAUGAAAAAAUACACAGGUGUCAAUGCUAUUACUAAGAAUCCUUUUUCUGUGGAUGUUGGAUAUGAGCGUUUCUUAGGCCCUGAAAUAUUCUUCCAUCCAGAGUUCUCUAAUGCUGAUUUCACUGUGCCUCUCAAUGAAAUGGUUGAUGAAGUGAUUCAAUCAUGUCCUAUUGAUGUAAGAAGGGGAUUGUAUGGCAACAUUGUAUUAUCUGGUGGUUCAACAAUGUUCCGAGAUUUUGGAAGGAGGUUACAACGUGACAUCAAAAGAACUGUUGAUGCGAGACUGAAGUUGUCUACAAUGUUGUCUGAUGGACGUAUCACACCAACUCCGAUUGAUGUACAGGUGGUCUCCCACAAUAUGCAACGUUAUGCUGUAUGGUUUGGUGGUAGUAUGUUAGCAUCUACUCCAGAAUUUUAUCAAGUCUGCCACACUAAACAAGCAUAUAUGGAGUAUGGACCCAGCAUCUGUCGGCACAACCCUGUAUUUGGUACCAUGACAUAAUAAAAAAUAUUUUUUAGCCAGUAUUAAGUCAAUUAAACAAUGAAAUUGAUUUUAUGUUAAUGUACUAAGAGCUC